CUCGCUCUCUGUCUCUCUCUCUCUCUACAGUAGUACAACUUAAGUCAUGAUUCACCGUCAGCUGCAGAUCUAGCUUGAUUGCGAUUUGCAAAGUGAAUAAUCAUUCACAGCAGCAAGAAAUGUUGAGGAGAUUGAACUCAGUAACUGCAUUUUUACCUCUUUCGCUGCUGUUGCUUUGCCUGCGGAUUGAAGCGUCGGUACAUGAGUACACCGGAGAGAGGUUCGUGAGCAAGGGAAAUGCUUUCGUAGUCCACGGUGGCAGCGAAGGACUCUACGCUUCUAUACCCAACCUCAAUGAAUCCUCACCUCCCGACUCUUUCAUUCGCUUUGAAAAGAUUAUAUUUCAAAGACCUGGAGAAAUUUCAAAUAUCAGCUCAGGGUCAAUUCAUGCAAUUGUAUUUGAAGUAGACGAUAGAGAGACCAUUGGGGGCUCAGCCUAUGGGGGUCAAAGAGCUGUAUGCUGCACAGCAGAUCUUGCAAAACUUGGAGUUUGUACACAAGGACAAAUCAUUCACCGCCCAUCUACUUAUAAUCCUGGUUGGCCUCAAGUAUUUGGUGUAUCAUUUGAUGUUGAUAAGGUAGAGACUAUUCUGCCACCAAGAUCAAUACAGAUUACAAAAUCUGGGAUGUACAAUAUGUAUUUUAUUUAUUGCGAUCCAAAUCUCAAAGACGUUAUUGUCAAGGGGAAAACCAUCUGGAAAAAUCCUACCGGUUACCUACCUGGUAGAAUGGCACCCCUUAUGAACUUCUAUGGCUUCAUGUCUCUUGGAUUUGUGGUUCUGGGAAUCUUCUGGUUCUCCCAGUAUGCAAGACACUGGCGAGAAGUUCUUCCAUUGCAAAACUGUGUGACACUUUUAAUAACAUUGGGAAUGUUUGAGAUGGCAUUGUGGUAUUUUGAUUAUGCCGAGUUCAAUGAAACUGGAGUCAGACCAACUGGGAUCACUGUAUGGGCAGUCACCUUUGGAACUGUGAAACGUACUGUUUCGUGGUUGAUCAUCCUUAUGGUUUCUAUGGGUUAUGGUGUUGUUAGACCUACAUUAGGCGGUCUUACAUCUAAAGUUCUUAUGCUUGGAACAACCUUUUUUGUUGCAUCUGAAGUGCUUGAACUGGUCGAAAAUGUUGGUGCUGAAAGUGAUCUUUCAGGCAAAGCUAGACUGUUUUUUGUACUUCCUGUGGCUAUUUUGGAUGCUUUCUUCAUUCUUUGGAUUUUCACCUCCCUCUCUUCAACCUUGAAUAAGCUUCAGGCUAGAAGGAUGCUAGCCAAACUAGAUAUUUACAGGAAGUUCACAAAUGCAUUAGCUGUUGCUGUUGUUUUGUCUGCGGGCUGGAUUUGCUAUGAGCUUUAUUUCAAGUCAAAUGACAUAUACAAUGAGCAAUGGAAAAACGCUUGGAUUAUUCCUGCCUUCUGGCAAAUCGUGUCUUUCUUCCUCCUGUGCGUCAUCUGUGCUCUUUGGGCUCCAUCUCAAAACUCAAUGCGAUAUGCUUACUCCGAGGAUGCAAGUGAAGCAUUUGAUAAGGAAGAUACUUUAACGCUCAUUAAACCUUCCCCACUGAGCUCAAAAGAGGGUAGGAGUCCUUCCGAGCUCAGACCAGCAGAAAGUGGCAAUGGUUUAUCCCAUGGAAAUCCUGAGGAAGACAAGAUUGAGUAAAGUAAAAGAUUUAAUUUAUUUGGCAGAGGUUCCAUGGCCUAAAUGAUCAUAUUGAGUUUCGAUCAACGUCCUGCAGAAAUGAUGGUUUGGCAGUUGGGAAGGUCAUAUUAACCUUCAUAAGUUUGUCGUUUCGGGCUUUUUUUAUUUUUUAUUUUUUUCUGGAGCUUUUGCAUGUUUACAAGUGCUUCAUUAUUACUUUGUAAGCUUUUGUUGUAGACCUAAUGCUUCUUGACAGUUUAAAGCUAACUAUAUGCGCUUAAAUACUUGACCAAAUUGUUUUCCUAGAAAAAAAUUGUUUAUUAAAAUUAUCAUAA
Olea europaea var. sylvestris is the source of this 1963-nucleotide messenger RNA. Its product is annotated as transmembrane protein 87A-like. The coding region runs from base 120 to 1649 and encodes 509 amino acids. The record is from RefSeq and is a predicted model, not a curated record. NCBI's taxonomy places the organism in Eukaryota, Viridiplantae, Streptophyta, Magnoliopsida, Lamiales, Oleaceae. Gene Ontology annotation, cellular component: membrane; Golgi apparatus. The transcript is spliced from 5 exons. Gene Ontology annotation, biological process: transport.